AUGUUAUCGCAAAUUUUUGUGCUUGCAACUGUGAUUUUCGCAACAACCCUCGCCUACCAAUCGGUGGGCGUUCACGGAUGGCUGGACUGUGCCGGGCAAAAAGUGGGCCGAAAUGUGCCGGUGUACAUCUACAAUCAAAAAUCGGAUAAAUGGUAUCAUCCGAUUUCCAACAGUUACACGAGUCAAUCCGGGGAAUUCCGAGUGACGGCUACAGAUAAAAAACUUCAAAAGCCAUUCAUCGUCAUUGCACAUCGAUGUGGACAAAUUGAGUCGAGUUGUUACUGGUUGGCCAAACUGCCAAUCCAGUCUAGCUAUAUCGUCAAUGGAACUGUGGUCGAGAAAUAUCAGGAAUUCAAAAACAUUGAACUUCGCAAGUAUCCCGAUCAAAAGAUAUGCAGUGCGAAGGCGAUCGACGCGGAAAUCAAGGCAAAGCCAUUGUCAGCAGCAGAUUUUAGCAUU
Molecule: messenger RNA, 459 nt
Organism: Mesorhabditis belari
Lineage: Eukaryota; Metazoa; Nematoda; Chromadorea; Rhabditida; Rhabditidae
Source: the annotation of a GenBank genome assembly